AUGUUUCGUGGUGGUCGUGGUGGACGCGGUGGAUUUAGCGGUCGCGGCGGGCGUGGCGGCAUGGCCAAUGCCGGCCCGCCUGCGAACGUGAUUCCGUUUGGUACUUUUAAGCACGCCGUCGAGGGCGAGAUGUUCUGUGCGGGCACCGACCCGAAGCACGUUCCCUACUUUAACGCUCCGAUUUUCCUUGAAAACAAGUCGCAGAUCGGAAAGGUCGACGAGAUCUUGGGGCCCAUCAACGAGGUGUUCUUCACGAUCAAGACCGAGCCGGGCAUCGUCGCCUCGUCGUUCAAGGCGGAGGACACCGUAUACAUCUCGGACGACCGUCUCUUGCCGAUUGAGCGCUUCCUCCCGAAGCCCAAGAGCGUUUCCAAGGGACCCAAGAAGCGCGGAGGCGCUGGCGGCGGCCGCGGCGGUGCGCGCGGCGGCUUUGGCGGCCGUGGUGGUGGAUUCGGCGGCCGUGGUGCGCCGCGCGGCCGCGGCGGCGGUGGCUUCGGUGGCCGCGGCGGCGGUAGCUUUGGCGGCCGCGGCGGCGGAUUCGGUGGCCGCGGCGGCGGCGGCCGCGGCGGCGGCUUCGGCGGUCGUGGCGGCGGCGGCGGCGGUUUCCGUGGCGGCAGCGGCGGUUUCCGUGGGCGGCAAUAA
Malassezia japonica is the source of this 642-nucleotide messenger RNA. RefSeq names its product H/ACA snoRNP pseudouridylase subunit (gene GAR1). The record is from RefSeq and is a predicted model, not a curated record. Bases 1 to 642 code for a protein of 213 amino acids. The transcript is spliced from 2 exons. Gene Ontology annotation, cellular component: box H/ACA snoRNP complex. Lineage: Eukaryota; Fungi; Basidiomycota; Malasseziomycetes; Malasseziales; Malasseziaceae. Gene Ontology annotation, biological process: snoRNA guided rRNA pseudouridine synthesis; ribosome biogenesis. Gene Ontology annotation, molecular function: box H/ACA snoRNA binding.